AUGUUAAAGGCGCCACGUAGAAGUUUAUUCAGGUUACUACCAGUUGACAUAUCUUUUAGGAAGCUUGAAAGCGGUAUUCCAUCGCUGAAUGAGAUUAAGAAACCAGAAGAUGAUUAUCAUCCGUCAAAAUAUACGAUUUUUGGCAACAAACGGGAGGAUCCAAUGCAUUAUACCGAUAGAAAAGUGGGUCGAGGUUACUGGCAAUUCUCGAAUACUAUUUUUCACUCACGACCAAGGAUUCAUCCAAAAUUAGCGAAGGGAUUAAAGCGGAAUUUUUAUAUAAUGUUUGCUAUUCUUCUGGGCUUGUGCACAGAUUAUGACUGGCUUGGAUAUCAGAUCAAGAAAUUCACGAUGAAUUUUCGUUCAGAAGCUGCUGAUUACAACCCACGUGAACACCAAAACUUUAACGAUAUGGCAUAUUUUAUUCCUUCUGCAUAUUUUCUUCUUGCACAGGAAAUCUAUGACUUGCAAUCAGUAAAUGUAAUAGCUUCACUAUUUGAGGAUAAACCCAUGCCAGAACAGCCUUAUCUUUUGCGAGAAGAAAGUGAAUGUGGGAGAUGGAGAGUGAGAAGGCAUGAUACGGAGAGUAACGAUCAAAGACCACAGUACAAUAAACAAGCAGCUCAGAUAGACUUGCCUGGUUUAACAAAGCUAUUUGUGAUUGCAGAAAGGAUGGAAAUGGUGGGCGGUGUGGUAUGUGCUACUGCAGCGACAACAACGACGACGAUGACGACAACCCAACGGCCAAAACCGAAUUUGCCAUCGUUUGAAGAAAUAAGACGUGCGGUACCGCCAUCAUGUUUCGAAAGGCCUCUGUUGAAAUCGCUAUUUUAUCUUGUUCUCGAUUUCGUAAUAUUGUACGGUUUAUACAGAUUUGUUGAUGCAUUCGAAUCAUUUGGGAUUUACGGGCUGUUUAUAUGGUAUUGUUUUAUGGGAAUGUUUGGAUCGUCACUGUUUGUGAUUGGUCAUGAUUGCGGUCAUGGUACCUUCUCUGAAUAUACUUGGGUCAACGAUCUUUUUGGACAUAUUGCUCAUGCUCCACUUUUGGCACCUUAUUGGCCCUGGCAAAAGUCGCACAGACGACAUCAUCAGUACACUUCUCAUAUUAACAAUGACAUGGGACAUCCUUGGGUGCUCGAAAAAGAUUUUAUGACACGUGGUUGGAUAACGCGCAAUUUUUCAAAGAUCCCACUUUCCGGUUUUAUUCGGUGGAGUCCGAUUUAUACAAUGGUCGGUUUACCAGACGGUAGCCACUUUUGGCCUUAUAGUAAACUUUUUAACACCAAUCGUGAACGAGUGGAAUGUGUUAUUAGUGGUUUAGCAUGUUUAUUUUGUGCUGUGGUGGCCUUUGUUAUAUGUAAUAACAGCUGGUUCACAUUCAUCAAGUAUUAUUACAUUCCGCUGUUGUUUCAAGGUUACUGGCUUGUUGUCAUAACUUAUUUGCAACACAACGAUUAUAGUAUAGAGGUUUAUGAGGAAGGCUACUGGAGUUAUGUGAUGGGGCAAGUACAAACCAUCGAUCGAAUGUACGGUUUUGGUAUUGAUACAUUGCUGCAUCAUAUCACUGAUGGGCACGUGGCCCAUCAUUUCUUCUUCACAAAAAUUCCUCAUUACCAUUUGAUCGAAGCAACAGCGGCAAUUAAAAAAGUUCUAGAGCCUUAUAAGGCAUAUCGAUGUAAAAGCAACGCCGAUUUUUUGUUGGAUUUUUUGAUGCUCAAUAUAAAACUGGAAUAUCUUAUUGGUAAAGGUACUGGCAUCCUUACCUAUAGUGGACAACAAAAAGAGGAAUGA
Molecule: messenger RNA, 1791 nt
Organism: Cercopithifilaria johnstoni
Lineage: Eukaryota; Metazoa; Nematoda; Chromadorea; Rhabditida; Onchocercidae
Source: the annotation of a GenBank genome assembly